UCGUUUGCCACCCACACACGCCUCGUGCAUUAAUAUACUUAACUAAGUAAUUAGGCAAUUUCGAUGUCGUAUAAGAAAAUUGUAUUUAAACUCGAUCAAUCAGCCAAUUUGCCAUCAGUUCCAUUUUGCACCACCACAGCGAAACAACUAGCAAACAACAAAAGAAUCAAAAUGUUCAAAUACUUCGCUCUCGUCUUCGUUGCGCUCUUCGCCUUCGCCGCCGCCGAGCCUAAGCCCGCUGUGGUAGCAGCACCAUUGGCCUACUCAGCUUACUCAGCCCCCUUGGUCGCCUCCCCCUACGCCGCUGCCUAUGCUGCUCCAUAUGCCGCUUACGCCGCCGCUCCAUAUGCCGCCUACGCUUCACCCUACGCCGCUUACUCCGCUUACCCAUACAGCGCCGCCUACGUGCUCCGCAAGUGAAUGCAAGCUGUAAAUCUAAUAUACAUAUGUAUAACAGUUGAAGAAGUGAAUGGACAAUUGAUUUCGAAUAUGAAUUCUCAGGAAAAAA
Messenger RNA from Bactrocera neohumeralis, 508 nucleotides. RefSeq names its product RNA-binding protein 24-like. The record is from RefSeq and is a predicted model, not a curated record. The transcript is spliced from 2 exons. Lineage: Eukaryota; Metazoa; Arthropoda; Insecta; Diptera; Tephritidae. Bases 64 to 420 code for a protein of 118 amino acids.